Molecule: messenger RNA, 1461 nt
Organism: Clonostachys rhizophaga
Lineage: Eukaryota; Fungi; Ascomycota; Sordariomycetes; Hypocreales; Bionectriaceae
Source: the annotation of a GenBank genome assembly
AUGGCUACAAAGAUGCGGUGGCAGAAAAUCGGGGCAUCACAAAGAGUUGGGACAGGGGGGUGGCAUCUGGCCCUGAAUCUCAGCAGAGUCAACCAUGCUUCAAACUCGUUCAUCUAUUUCAACAAAUCUCAGGUUCGAUUCACGACAACAGGGGGGGAGGCUGUUGCAGCGAGCAGAUUGCCUCCCCAUGCGCUACUCCCCAACCUGAUGUUAUGGCGAUCACUGCUCAUAGCAACUGUCUCAACUCAUCGAUUUCUUCUCGGUCCAGCUUUAUCAAUUUUAUCUUUCUUCUCAAAGCCUAGAAAGGGACUUUUCAGUUUACAAGACAAUCUUCUUCUUCGGAAGGUAUUCAAAGGGACUCUUUAUAAUCACUUCUGUGCCGGAGAGAAUUCUCAAGAAGUCAAGGCUACUAUAAGCAAUAUCAAGCACAUGGGUUUCAGAGGGGUGAUACUCACAUAUGCGGCUGAAGUCGUGGUUGAUAAGACAUCUGAGAAAGUGAUCGCAAACGGUAUCGUUCAAUCCAAAGACGAGACUGCCCCGGGUACUCUGCGAGAACACCCACAAGAUCAAGGCAUUGAAGAGUGGCGAAAAGGUGUCCUGAAGACAGUGGGGAUGAUUGGCGAGGGUGACUAUCUAGCUCUGAAGUUCACUGGAGCCGGUCCCGCGGUAUCCAGUGCUCUUGAGACACAGAAGCCCAUUCCUAGGCAAAUGGUCAAAGCUCUUGAAGACGUGUGCCACGAAGCAGUAAAACGAGAAGCUCGAAUCUUGGUGGACGCAGAGCAACAUUAUGUCCAGACAGGAAUCGACCUCGUUGCCAUGGAACUUAUGCAAAAAUAUAACCGUAACGGCCAAGCAAUAGUGUUCAACACGUAUCAGGCGUAUCUAAAGCGCACACCCCAAGUGCUGCACAAACAUCUCAAGGAGGCCCAAAAAGGAGAGUUUAUUCUUGGGAUCAAACUUGUUCGAGGGGCCUACAUAAACUCGGAGCCUCGCCAUUUCAUCAAUGACACUAAAGAGGAAACCGACAUCUCAUACGAUCGUAUUGCGCACAGAUUGCUUCACGGACAGUAUCCACUAGAGGAGCAGGUCGAUGAACCGCUUCCCAGAUUGGAACUGUUUCUUGCCACGCACAACCGCGCGAGUGUAUUGAAGGCGUACGAAUUGCAACAGGCGCACGAGAAAGACGGCUUACCACUGACCAAAGUACAAUACGGACAGCUACUUGGAAUGGCAGAUGGUGUGAGCUGUGCCCUGUUGCAGCUAAAACAAGAGGCUAUUGAUAACGGUAGCACCAACUCCCCUGAGGCUUACAAGUGCCUCAGUUGGGGCACUUUAGAGGAGUGCAGCUCAUACUUGUUGCGUCGUGCUGUGGAAAAUAGAGAUGCUGUCACGAGAACAGAGGAGGAGUAUUAUGCCUUGAAGAAAGAAGCUAUAAGGCGACUUCUCAGAAGGUCUUCUUAA